AGAAAAUUCUAAGCAACAGCCAGCAAAAUAUAUUUUACUUUAAAGAAAAUUUUUAAGUGAGGUGGCUGUUCUUUUGGCAGUCGUUCAAAAAACAGCAGUUCUAUAAGUAUAUUCGAUGAAAGGUCGACGCUGGGCACUUUUCGUGUGCGACGUGGACAGGGAUUGGGAUUUAUAAGUUUUAAGACCGCCAUAAAUGGUUGAUGGAUUUAUUUCGAAGCUUUUUUGAAGUAUGCUGACAGGCUGCUUAUUGUCAAAACCUUGUUGCCGUUGGUCAAAAAGUGGGUUCCAAUACACGCUUAGAAAAAGGUAUUUUUUUAUAAGUCAAAUAUGUUUACGUGAAUUUUAAAUGAAAAGUUCAUAGAGACAUUGCUUGGAUAUAUCUUUCAGUUUUGAUUUAUAUCUUUGCCUGUGAAUUAAAUAAAAAUUGUUGUUAUAAAUUUUGUAAUUGAAAAUUUUAUGAAUUGUUUUUUACUAUCUUGACUAAGCAUUUUAAGAAAGGCAGAAUAAGAAAAACUCGGAAAAUAUAUAAUUUGCAAGGAGGCGUCAAAGAUCAACCAUUCACACAAAAUUCAAAAAACAGAAAAAAAGCACAGCUGAGAGCAACUAACUGUGGAGCGCUUGUGAAGGAAUUGAGAAAACAUAAAAUCUCUAGUUCCACAACACAAUACAAGUUUAUAACGCACUUGCAAUACUCAAACGAGGCGCAACGAUGUCCAACGGCGCUUUGCCAAAGAUCAAGACAUCCAAAUCAUCGCUGAAAACCAGCGAAUGUCGCGAAGAGGCGAAAGUACAAAACUCCAAUAGCGAAUUCUCAUUUGAGCUAAAACCGAAACCGAAAUUGACUUGCAUACCGGAAAAUUGUAGUAAAUUCUUUAGCGAUUUGCGUGAACCAUUUUGCAGAAAAACACAAUCGCUGAAUGUGUCCAAGAAGACGGAGGUGCCGGAGAAAUCGUGGUCCGUUUUGUUUAUCGGCUCGAAGAGUAAUCUGCACGCCAAAAAUCUUAUUAUGUAAAUGAAGCGCAUGGGCAUGGAAACGUCACACAUGUAUAGCCAAAUUUUGACUAACAUACUUGUUGCGGAAGAGCUCUCUGAGUGAACUCUGGAAGCCAAGGAAAAUAUUUUUCAUUCAAAAAUUACCGCUUGUGAUAUGAUGCGAAAUUAAUAAAACAGAAUUUAGCAGAUUUGAGACAAA
This is a messenger RNA of Bactrocera oleae (olive fruit fly), 1192 nucleotides long. RefSeq lists its product as uncharacterized. NCBI's taxonomy places the organism in Eukaryota, Metazoa, Arthropoda, Insecta, Diptera, Tephritidae. The record is from RefSeq and is a predicted model, not a curated record.